UCAGCAAGCAGCUAGAACACAGUAUAAUCGCUCGUUCAUCGAUAUAGUUAGUACAAGCUAGGACAGACAUGGCGGCUUGGGUUGCGCGGCAGCAGGCGGCGGUUCCACCGGCGACGAGCAUGAUGGCGAGGGUGGACCGGCUGGACCUGGUGCUGGGCUACCUGGAGGAGAUGACGAUGCAGCAGCACGGGCACCGUACAAGUACAGCAGCAUCAGGCGCUUGGUCGCCGUCCACUGCUUCGUCGUCGUCGGCCGCCAGCACGCCGCGGGGGAGCAAGACCUGGCGGCGCCGGCCGGCCAAGGAGGCGCUGGAGGAGGCGCAGGCCAAGGGGACCCUCGUCGACCGCAUCGGCGUCCUGGAGGACCGCGUGCUCAAGAUGGAGGAGGACAUGGACAUCAACAUCACGACGAUGAGCGCGGGAAGCAGCAGCAGCAGGAAGAAGAGCAAGGGCAUCAAGAGCUUGGUCAAGUCCUGCGUCAGAGGCAAACUCAAGACUAAGGAGUAGCAGCUUGGUCCAUGUCCGUCCUUUCCUUAAUUUAGUCCCAUAUAUACACACAUAUGCCGUGUACUAUGUAUGCCUUGCCAAAAGGGCGCUCGCAGUCCACUUCAAAGUUUCUUAAUUUGUACAACAGCAACUGGCAAAAUAUUUUUUAACCGAAAUCAAUAGCUAAACAUAUUUUGUA
Molecule: messenger RNA, 684 nt
Organism: Setaria italica (foxtail millet)
Lineage: Eukaryota; Viridiplantae; Streptophyta; Magnoliopsida; Poales; Poaceae
Exons: 1
Coding region: 69-506 (145 amino acids)
Source: RefSeq, a predicted model, not a curated record